AUGACAGAUUACCACGCAGACGACGUUCAUCGAAUUGCUAAGUGGGUGACCACAAAAUUGGAUCACAAUACCCUCUCUACGGCAGCCUAUGAGCAGUUUGUCUUUGGGCUUGCGAUUCGUAUUCUGCGUGGUCCUGGUAACACUACAGCCUUUAUCGGUGAUUUCUGGCAGAUCAUGGAGCACGAUAUUGGGCUAGCUCCUAGUGGAUUUCUUACCGGGGUGAAGCUUGCGGAUGCUAAUGAGGAUAUCAGUACUCGGCUUAAGAGAUGGUAUUUGAUCUAUCGGAUUGAAACUGAUGCACGAGGACUUGAUCGUUGUUGGAAAAAAGGGACACUGGGACAAAUCAGCUGGAAGACCCACGAGUUCCAUCCGUUUAUUAGGCCUCUUGCUGUAAGGCCACCUGCUAUUGCGAAGGUUCUUACGAAGGUGGGACAGCGUAUUCCGGUAAUAUCAAAGGCUGUCCCUCAAGAAUAUCACAAAGAAAUGCCUAUGGUGGCAAUCUACCGUCGACGAAAAGGUUAG
Penicillium expansum is the source of this 522-nucleotide messenger RNA. RefSeq lists its product as uncharacterized. The coding region runs from base 1 to 522 and encodes 173 amino acids. The transcript has a single exon. NCBI's taxonomy places the organism in Eukaryota, Fungi, Ascomycota, Eurotiomycetes, Eurotiales, Aspergillaceae. The record is from RefSeq and is a predicted model, not a curated record.